UUUCAGGGCCAGGACAUCGAGUCAAGCGAACACAUCAAGCUGCUUAGGGUCACCUUAGACAGCAAGAUAAAAUUCCAUCAACACGUGGCGAAGGUGACGGCCAAGGCCACGAGGCAGUGCCUUGCCAUUAAACGACUACGUGGAGUUAGGCCGAAGCAAGUCAGACAGCUCUACAACGCGACGGUUACACCGAUUAUGGAUUACUGCGCAUCUGCAUAG
Aureobasidium melanogenum CBS 110374 is the source of this 219-nucleotide messenger RNA. RefSeq lists its product as uncharacterized. NCBI's taxonomy places the organism in Eukaryota, Fungi, Ascomycota, Dothideomycetes, Dothideales, Saccotheciaceae. The transcript has a single exon. The annotation marks the transcript as partial. The record is from RefSeq and is a predicted model, not a curated record.